Penicillium soppii is the source of this 1986-nucleotide messenger RNA. Its product is annotated as histone acetyltransferase NGG1. NCBI's taxonomy places the organism in Eukaryota, Fungi, Ascomycota, Eurotiomycetes, Eurotiales, Aspergillaceae. The record is from RefSeq and is a predicted model, not a curated record. Gene Ontology annotation, molecular function: transcription coactivator activity. The transcript has 3 exons. Gene Ontology annotation, biological process: regulation of transcription by RNA polymerase II. The coding region runs from base 1 to 1986 and encodes 661 amino acids. Gene Ontology annotation, cellular component: SAGA complex.
AUGCCUUCUGCUUAUAAGAGCAAGGGCAAAGGCCGCGAUGCGCGCCAGUCGCGUAGCCGCAACACCACUCCUUCCAGUGCUAGCGCUCCCACGAUUCCGGCGCUCCCCAUUCAAAGCUAUCUGGAAAAUGAUGUCACCAAGCUUAUUGACCUAGCCAAUGGCCAAUAUUCCGAUGUUUUGGACUUGGUGGCUGCGCAAAAUAUCCCAGAUUCGAAGACACUUGAGACAUUGGUGGAACACUUAAAGAGCCUCAGUGACAUGGCUGAUGCCCGAGCCGAAGUUUGCAAUGCCGGAAUGCGAGAGAUGUCUCAAAAGCGUAAAGAUGUGGUGGAAGAUCAGGAACUUGAACGCGAAGUCCGAGAUCGCUCAAAACUGAAGCGCGAAACCGAGGAAGAUGACGAUAUCCACAAGGGCGGGAAGCUGAAGAAGCGGAAAGAGCGUGCCAGUGCAAAAGAAGAGCGACCAUUGAAUCAUGGGGCCCAUGAACUCGCACGCCAGGAUGGAGCUGAGACUAAAGUUGAAGGAGCUGCGUCUCCAGCUUCUAAAAUUUCCAAGCAUGCGCCAUCAGAUGAGAGCUCUUCGCUUUCGCCUCCCUCGAUGAUGUCCCCCAACGGUGCGACCACUGCUGGCGACGGUCCUGCUGCUCCCGGCACACCUGGUUCCGAGACCAGCACCGAUUCCCACCAACCUGAACCCCAACCUGCUAUCCCUCAAAUCCAGGUCUUUGGUGAGAAUCCUCUGAAAUUCGACGAUCCGACCAUUUACAACAUUCGAGAUGUUCUCCCCGACAUGACCGACGAUGAGAAAAAAGAGAUUUACAGUGUUGCCGUGUUUCCCAAGACAGACCUUGCCCAUAUGGCAGCUGGUGUGGCCCCCGACAAAGACUUCAGCAAUGCCAAACCCUCCAACCAAGUCAGCGCCAAUACUUUCUUGACUUACAUUGAGCCAUACGUCCGGCCACUUACCGAGGAGGACAUUGCUUGGCUGAGAGAGAGGGGUGAUCGUGUUACUCCAUUCAUCAUGCCACGUCGUGGGAAGAAAAGCUACCGCCAGCUAUGGGCGGAAGAGGAUGGGGUAUCCUACGAUCAAAGCCAAGAUGACAAGGACCAACUACCAUUAAAUCAAGGCCGCGGUAGUAUCGAGCAGCUGACCGAAGAUAAAGCGGAAACCAAUGAAGUAUCAGUCGGCCCUCUCCUCAGUCGACUCGUCUCUCUCCUCCGCUACGAGCACCGCACAUUCCCCGAAGAUGACAACCCAACCACAAACGGCGACUCCUCCAGUGUUGGAGGCUUGGGUGGAGAUGCAAUGGAUAUUGAUCAACCAAACGGAGACACCAAAGAGAUUAAAAGCGAACACAAACCUCCGCUGCCUGCAGCCACCACAUUCCGUGACGCUGACCCGAACGACUUCAAGACUUCAGUUGCCAAGCUUGACCAUGCCCAACUCGAUGAACGCGCCAAAGCCGAGCUUCGAUACAUCGGCUUUCUCGGUGCGGACGAUAACCCAGACUACGACGCACACUACGAUGACGAGGUUGCCGAGCGCCUGCGCCUCCUGCAAAGCGAGCUCAAGAAACAAAUCGUCACCAACAAUGCGCGGAAAGCCCGUAUUUUGAAGAUCGCCCAGGAACACAUGGCUAUGCUCGAAUUCACCACCAUUCAAGACGAUCUCGACUCCCAAGUCCAGCAGGCCUAUCUCAAGCGCACCCGCACAAUGGGCAAGAGCAAGAAGGGCGCUCAAGCCAAACACCGACCCGGCGGUGCAGGCGGUGGCAGCCAUGUCGCUGGCUCUGCGGGAAUUUCUCGUCCUGCCGUUGGAGAUGCUGCCAAGAUUGUCAUGGACCGUCGUCGUCGCUGGAACGAGGCAUUCCUGCCAAUCUUCGAUGAUAUCAAGACAACUAUUCCUACCGAGGGAGAAUCAAUAUUUGAUCCUGCCGUUAUGGCCGAGUACGAGAAAGCCGAGCUUGAGAACUGGGAUGAGGAGUAA